Molecule: messenger RNA, 405 nt
Organism: Leptosomus discolor (cuckoo roller)
Lineage: Eukaryota; Metazoa; Chordata; Aves; Leptosomiformes; Leptosomidae
Source: RefSeq, a predicted model, not a curated record
AUGGAGGAUGAAGUUGUCCGUGUGCCUGCCAGCCCCACAGUGCAGCUACAGCUACUGUCGACACGGGAGGUGGCCGUACCGUCAUUCCUUAAAAAAAAAAAAGCAAACAGCCGGCUGAAGCAGGCUGAGAAGGAGUACAGUCAGAAGCUGGCUAAAUCCUCGCAGAUCAUAGCCGAACUUAAGACAACCGUUUCCUCUCUGACGGAGGAGAACAGCCGGCAGCAGCUUGUGGCAGAGCAGCGGCUCCAGGAAGUUGUACAAAAGUUUGAAGAUAAGAAGCAGCAGCUGAUUACGGAUAAUGACAGAGCAAUCAAGGCCUUGCAAGAUGAAGUGGAAAGUUACCGCAUUCAGGUGCGGGCUGCAGAGAAGAAGCUGCAGCGCAGGGAGCUGGAGACCCAUGAGCAG